This is a messenger RNA of Eurytemora carolleeae, 1207 nucleotides long. Its product is annotated as DNA ligase 1. The record is from RefSeq and is a predicted model, not a curated record. The coding region runs from base 34 to 810 and encodes 258 amino acids. The transcript is spliced from 6 exons. Lineage: Eukaryota; Metazoa; Arthropoda; Copepoda; Calanoida; Temoridae.
AUAUACAUUGUCAGUUCUAAUUUAGCCGCGGAAAUGGUUUUUACAAAACACAGUUUUGUGUGUUUUCUGAUGUUGUGUAGACCACAUCAAGCAGAGCUUGUGACAACUGAGGACAGUCAAAAUUCUAUUUGGAGGCAGCAGGACGUAGUUUUGUCUUCCAUCUGGAGAAACCAGGACAACUUGUAUUCUUGGCAGAUGGAGGACGCAGUACACAAAGAAGGAGAGGACGCUUUGAAAAGGAUUAGGAGGACAGAGGUCGGAUUAAAUGAGUUGGAAACCUCGAAUGAAAUUAUAAAUAUUGGUAACUGCUCCGAUCCUCCAUACUGUAGUUUACAAGGAAAGAGAUGUUUAAGAAAUCCGUACAAGAGCACAGCAGACAUUGAAGAAUGUAUGUACAGAGUAUACUUUAUACUAGCGCAGUUUUGUAAGUGUCAGUACAGUUUUAAGUCGGAUAUAAGAGAAAGAAAUUGGAAGCCUAGGCGUGGGAUAAGGUUAAUAUUUCCCAGACUAACAACAGCCAGAGAGAGUUCAACAACAUUAUCAACAUCAACAUCAACUACACCGAUUUCAACUCCCACUUCAACAACUGAAACAACAGUAUCCCAAUUCUACGAAGAAACAACAGUUUCCCUGCCUGAAGCGGUUUCUGAUCAAAUAGAUGAAACUACAGAGCAUACAGAGAAUACAGAUAAUACAGAGAAUACAGAGAAUACAGGAAUAGAAGAUAUAGGUGAAGAAACAGUUAAUAAUGAUGAAGAUAAAGACGAAGAGGAGACCAGGGAAGAUCAAACUGAAGCGAAAGCAAAUUAGAUAUUUAUAUAUAUAUAUAUAUAUACUUUGCUUGUCUGUUUGUAUCCAAUAAAGUAAAAACGGCUAACCCAAUUUUUUUCGUUGCACCUCACAUGACCCCAAGGAAAUGUUAUGGCUGGUUGAGAUGGAAAAUAAUGUCGACAUUUAUCAAUGUUGAAAAUGCACUAAUUUUAACAGAAAAAUCUCCGCAAAUUUAAAAACGAUUAAAAAUGCUAAAUUUUAUUGCUAAUAUUUUAAGUAGAAAGGGGCGUAAAGUUAAGGGAUUAAGUAUUUAAUAUUUACCCCUCAAACUCAAAAGUGCCCAAAUUAGAUAUUUGUUGCAAUAUUUUUCUGAAUUGAAUUCAUUUUUACGUUUUAUUUUCAUUCAUUAAAAUAUUUUUUUUUUUGACAAAAUAUC